Colletotrichum orchidophilum is the source of this 4632-nucleotide messenger RNA. RefSeq names its product NACHT and WD domain-containing protein. The transcript has 10 exons. The coding region runs from base 1 to 4632 and encodes 1543 amino acids. Gene Ontology annotation, molecular function: transmembrane transporter activity; protein binding. Lineage: Eukaryota; Fungi; Ascomycota; Sordariomycetes; Glomerellales; Glomerellaceae. Gene Ontology annotation, cellular component: membrane. Gene Ontology annotation, biological process: transmembrane transport. The record is from RefSeq and is a predicted model, not a curated record.
AUGGGGGGUCUCAUUGUGAAGGAGGCCUACAUGCAGGGACAGAACGACCCAGAGUACGAGUCCAUAGUCAAGUCCAUUGCGGCGAUCAUAUUUCUCGCAACACCACAUCGCGGGACAAACCUGGCUCAGACAUUGAAUCGCAUACUGCGGUCGAGCAUGAUCACCGACUCGAAGCAGUACAUCGCUGAUCUAGCCAAGAACUCCCUGACGCUGCAAAAGAUCAAUGAACAGUUCCGACACAUCGCACCCAAACUUGACAUCGUUUCCUUCUACGAAAGUCAGCCGACUUCGGUUGGAUUGAACCAUCGUGUUAUGGUCUUAGAGAAGGAUUCCUCUGUGCUUGGUUACCCUGGAGAGAUAUCGAAAGCCUUGAACGCAGAUCACCAUGGUGUAUGCAAAUACGAGAGUCCAAGAGAUCCCAACUACAUCACCGUCCGGAAUGUCCUCAAGUCAUUGGUUAGCAAGCUUAUCUCAACGAGCAAGUCCAAGAAGGCAGUAGCAACAACCCGAAGGGAAUCUUUAGAUCUAAAGUCUCUGCUUGCUAUUACUGACAUUCCUGCUACCGACUACGUCUUUUAUCGGGAUCAGUGGGUCGAAGGAACGAGCAACUGGAUUUUACAGAAUGAUUCGUAUCAGGAAUGGCUCGAAUCGGACUCUGGGUCUCAUGUUCUCUGGCUCAGUGGCGGCGCUGCGGCGGGAAAGUCGGUCCUAUCCUCAUUCAUCGUGAACAGUCUCGUGGAGUCCGGUGCGUGUUGCCAGUACUUUUUCGUCAGGUUCGGGGACCAGAAGAAGCGAACUCUCAGUCUGAUGCUACGCUCAAUUGCCUAUCAAGCGGCCCAGAAAAUCCCUGAUUUCUUGGCAAAGGUCAAUGAGCUCGUGGAUGAGGGAAUCAAUUUUGAAGUCGCCGAUCCGCGCACCAUUUGGGACCGCAUCUUCAAAUCCAUUCUGUUCACCAUCGACUUCCAGGAACCGCUGUACUGGAUAAUCGAUGGGCUCGACGAAGCGGAUAACCCCCGUGCGGUUAUUAGGCUGUUAACGGAUAUCUCUUCGUCAUCGGUGCCAAUCCGAGUGCUUCUUACCAGCCGGAAAACCUCGGAGAUCGCGGCAGCUUUCCAAAAGAUCCCCGAGUCCCUCAAUCUUGCUUCGAUAAGCGUUGACGGCCACGAAGAAGAUCUGCGUCGCUACGUAGACCAGGAGCUAAGCAUGCCAGGAGAUGAUGGGUUCAAACGGGAAAUACAACGGCGAAUCGUCGAAGGAGCCCAAAACAACUUUCUCUGGGUGCGUCUGGCAGUUGGCAAGGUCAACUCAUGUCACAGAAAGGCUGACGUUGAGCUGGCACUUCAACAACUUCCAGUUGGCAUGGAAGGACUUUACGAUCUUGAGCUGUCCUAUGCACUGGAUGAGGAUACUUCUGAGGUCCUAGAUCUCUCCCGGUCCAUAUUUGACUUGUGCGGAGGCUUCAUAGUCGAUGACAACAAUGGCCAUGUUGCCAUGAUACAUCAGACUGCCCGAGAUUGCAUACGCUGUCUUAUGACGAUCGGUCUCCGGGCCAAGAUCAAUCGAAAUCAGACGCCAGACUUUCUCGACUAUGCUGCGAGCUCCUGGUCCUCACACCUGGCAUCCACCUCCGCAGACUCUGAAGAAGUGAGCGAGAUUCUGAAGAAGUUCUUGACCGGGAACUGGGUCUUAGCAUGGAUCCACUUUCUGGCGGCCAAGCAGCAGCUCCAAAUUGUCAUCCAAGUUUCCAGACAUCUCUCGAAGUAUACCGAAAAACGAAGACAAACCUAUUCCGGAACGCAGACAGAAAUGAGCACUCAACUUGGUAGCCUGGAGCUCAUUGACAACUGGGCAAUCGAUCUCAUCAAAGUUCUUGGCAAAUUUGGCAACACUUUGCGACGGAACCCAGAAUCUAUAUACAAGAUCAUUCCCCCCUUUUGCCCCAAGAAUUCCGCCAUAUACCAGCUCUUCGGCAAAGCCGAGUCUAAAACCCUCGCAAUUUCAGGCGUCUCAGCGACGAAUUGGGAUGAUUCUCUUGCUCGCAUAUCACCAGGGCUUGGGUAUGCCUCAUCCAUCUGCGCAGCAGGAUCUCAGAUCGCGAUUCUAUCCUCUUUGGACAAUAUCGAGUCGCAGCCUACACCGCUGACCAUGCUGUUUCGCAACAACAACACAUCGCUGAUUGUAGGGUCGGACGAUGGACGUAUUCGAUCACUCGACUUGACUCUUCCGAGUCCAACCUGGCAGCUCGUGGCAGAGCUUGAGGAGACCGAACUUGAUGGUCACUUUCUGAAUGCCUCAAACUACAUGGCUCUGAAUCGAGAUGGCACCUUGAUUGCAGCGGCUUAUCGAGGAUAUCCAUUCUCGGCAUGGGUUAUUGAGGGCUCCGAACACAUUGGGUACUGUUGGCGCACGCGAGAAACAUUCGCCCGAGGUGAAGUGAUUGCUGCAGCAUGGCAUCCUCACUCCCCUGAGGUUAUUGGUCUCUAUCUCGAAGGCGUGGUCUUUAAGUGGAGUCCAUACGAAAACGAGGUGGAAGAGAUAUCUGCUGGAGCAUCCAGGCUCGCAUUGAGCAAGGACGGAGAGCUCUUUGCAACAGGAGACGUCCACGGGACGGUCAAGGUGUACAUAACGUCUGGGCUUUCCCUCCUAUACCAACUGGCUUCCCAGGAUACCGUACUGGAUCUUUCAUUCAGUCCGGAUCUUCAUCGAUUCUACGACAUCCGUGGCCACUAUGGAAAUGCUUGGGAACCCAACGUUCUCUUGAAGUACGCGACACGCACUGGUUUGAACGACAUCGACGGCGGCAGCGAAACAGAAAGUCUUCAGGCAUCAACCACGUCUACGAAUGCGUCUCUUCGCGUUGACUCCAUCACGGUCGUCGCAGCAUCGCCUGCAGGGCGAUUGUAUUGCUACGGGACAGAGAGGGGAACCGUGGUUCUGUACGACAUGCAGUUGAAGAAACUAGCCGAAAUUCACGCCGCUAGAGGAUUUCUCAGCAUAGAACAAAUUGUGUGGAGCAGCGAUGGGCGAUGGAUUUGCUUCUGUGACUCAAGUAAGAAGAUGUUCAUCAUAGCGGUGAAGACGUUGACGGGGAUGGCAGAUCCCGCCGUUGAAAACAAGGGAGAGCUGCCGAUGAAGAAUGUGGCUAAAGGACCCAUUCAGCAACUGGUUUUCAAUCCCGACUCCAAAAGUCUUUUGGUCCAAGCCGCAACAUCAUUCCACGUCAUCUCACUGGAAGGUCCGCCUAGUGUGACGGAUUCUUUGGACGUGUACCAGGCUGAAAGGACAACUAUGAUACAUCCUCAAGACCCGGGGCUUCUCAUCGCUUUCGAGCCAAACUUCAUCCGAAUCUUGGAUUGGAAGCUCGGCGAGAAACGAACGCGGGCGAUCCAAAGUCUGCUGCUUGGGCUUGGGGACACAACGAUGACCGCGAAUGUGUGGAAAUUCGAAAGGGUACUCGUGACGCACGACAAGGCUCACAUUGUAGCUCAAAUCCUUGAUCUUUCUCUCAAUGCUCAAGAGAGAAGGCUCGUUUCCUUUGAGGUUUCAGCACUGUCAGCUCUCUCAACUACUGCCUCGGCCGACAAUUUGGCUGCUCAAUGCCCGCCCCUGCAGCCGUCAGUCGUGCCGAAAGAGAUUUCAUCGCAGGUCAAUCAGAUUCUCUCGUUUCACUCCCAUGGUCGCCUUGUUUUCUUGUCUCGAACACUCUCAAUCUGCUCCCGGCCGAUGUCAUUUGGUUCGCGAGGGUCACAACCGACGGCAUCAACCCCUGCCGUGAAAGGUGAUGGCAAUGAACUGAAAUCCAACAACUCACACGCGAUCGGCGUGGGUGUACCACCGAGCGGGAAUGGCUCAUCUGCAAUCAAAGAGCUUUUUCCACUGCCGGGUGACUGGUCCAAUUAUGGGCUGAUGGACUCGGAAAAGCCUAAAUUGAAGGCACGCUCGCACUUACGAGCUAGAGACUUCGAUCUUGUCCGCGUCCCAGUAGCAUCUCGCCACCUCGACUCAAUUCUACUCUUCAAACCCAUCUUAGCACGUCUUCACUUUUCAGGCCCACGCCCACCAACGCCAACCACCAUGGCGGCACCCGAUAUUACGGUAGCCCAAGGCCACCUCAACAAAGUCGAUAUUGACAGACCCGAGUUCAUCAACAUGGUGGAAGAUGCCAAGGCGAGCAAUGAGGCCGACGCACUACUGACGGUCCGCGAGGCUCUCAAGAAGUAUAAGGCGGCCAUGUUCUGGGCCAUGCUUUUAUCCGUGGCAUUGAUCAUGGAGGGCUUUGACGGCAACAUGAUGAGUUCGUUCUAUGGGCAGGCGCAGUUUCAGGCGCGCUUCGGCACCUACAAUGAACGUGAGGGCAAGAACCUCAUCCCGACAGAGUGGCAGACAGGCCUUUCCAACACAUCUGCAGUCUCCCAGCUACUCGGUCUCGUUAUCAACGCCUGGGCGCAGGACAAGUUCGGAUCCCGCAAAACGCUCAUGUUCUUCAUAUUCGUCAUGGCGCUCGCCCUUUUUAUCCCUUUCUUCUCUCACAGCCUGCCGGUCCUGGCCGUUGGUCAGUUUGCCUACGGCAUCCCGUGGGGAGUUUUCCAGGUAGGAGACGUGACGUAUGACAACUUGGGCCGGAUAGCCUGA